AUGAGUCUCGAUUUCAAUGCCGCCGGGGGAGAUGCGUUGUUGGACCUGACCUCUUUCGACCAGCGGGAUCGUUAUCCUUACACCACAACCGCUCCAACCUCCAAUCCCGCCCUUUCCGCAACCGCAAUGGGGACCAACUGCCCCCCAGGUGCUUGGCCGAUGCCUCUCGAUAUGGCCUCGACCUCGAAUCAUGUGUCCUCGCCCGAGGGGUCCCAGCACUCACAUUCUCACUCACAUUCUCACUCACACUCCCACGCGCACUCCCAGUCGCAGUCACCUACACAGCACAGCGCGAGUCCGCUGCAGCAAUCUCCAAGCUUCCAGGGAAACCCACAUGUGCACUCGCCUCAGCUUUUGACGGAUUGGACCCUACUUCAGCACCAGCAGUUCAUCCAGGACAACACGUUGAUACCCUUCAACCCGUUCCCCGCCAACUUCCAGACCAAUGCGUACUUGCCCGCCAACACCCAAGCUCCUUUGGAGUCGGGCCUCCAGUCCAUUAACAGUUUAUCCCCAAUUGAUGGCGCGCAGGCGAUGCAGCAGCAAUGGGAUGGCAUGGGCAUGGCGAAUUGGCAGGAUUUUGGAGCUUCGUUGCAAUUCCCCUCGGACGGGCUUCCUCGCUUCGCAAGCAUAGGCAGUCAGUCUCCCACGGGCACAUACCUCGAGGUGCUGUCACUCCCGAGCUCGGGCAGUGAUCAUGGCUGGACACAGGUCGACAUGUACCAGAAUUACGACUCAUAUCAGCAAGCCCAUGCCCAAGCACACAAUUUUGCUAUCCACAACCCCGGGCAGACGCUCCAUUUGAGAUCCCCUUCGGACUCCAAUACCGAUGGCAGCGGCCAACCCUUGGAAUUUGGUAGCAGUUACGAGGACCCUGCCUUCAACUACUCGCCCUUUUCACCAGGGUCGGAUACGUAUUCUGACCCUGCAAACCACCGCAACUGCUUCCAUGGCGAGACGCACCAUCACGCCCACGACACCGUCAGCCCCACCGCCGCCGUUGCGCCCAUGUCCAUCAAAUCUUCGCCUACUUCAAGUCGUCCAAGCCCCGCCAGCGGAUCCGGAGUUACCUCCCCUACAACCAACAGUGGUGUCCGCAGAAACUCUGGCGGCCCGCGCAAGAGCCCCAUCGCUAAGCCCACCAAGCAGGUCACGCGGAGGAUAUCGAACGGUAAGAAGGACGGCAACGGAGAGAAGAAAGUCGGACGAAGAAAGGGACCGCUCCUACCGGAGCAACGGAAACAGGCCAGCGAAAUUAGAAAACUUCGUGCCUGUCUUCGGUGCAAGUUCCUCAAGAAGACUUGCGACACGGGCGAGCCAUGUGGUGGUUGCCAGCCGUCUCAUGCUCGGUUGUGGCAAGUUCCUUGCACGCGUAUCGACAUCAAGGAUAUCGGUUACUUCAUGAAGGACUGGAAGGCGGACUACGAGCGCCAUCUCGACCGCGGCGUAUCCGUCUACAACGUCAAGGGCUUCGCCCAGAAGGAGACGCUCAUGUGGAUCACCCACGGGUACGGAUUCUGUCUGCCCAUCAUGGUUCGUGAGGUAUUUGUGGCCGACGACAGCUGCUUCUCCGUCGACUGGGUUGAGUCGUUCCAAGUUGAUCAAGAGCCGAUUGAGUUCGAACUCAAGACCGAGAAGCUUGACGUAGGCGAAAAGGGUGUGAACAUCGAGGCUCUCUCCGAGUACCUCGACAAGCACAUUGACAACGCAUUCGAGACCUUCAUUGACGAUCACUUUGAGGGCACCCCUUUCAUCACGGAGAUCCUCAAGACUGCUCACCGGUUCUACAUGAAGGAGAAGCUCCCAGUGCUCCGAAAGGCCCUCAAGCUCGUCCUUGCUUACAACCUCACCAUGCACAUCACUCUGGUUGAGCAACAGGGAACCGAGGAGGUCUUGGAAGGCCAGAUUGACGACGAAGACUCCAAGUACUACGGGAAGUACGUUGCGCCUGUCCUGAUUAACUUCCAGAUCAAGUGCGCUAUGGCGGACAUGUGGCGCGAGCUGCAGAAGGACAUUCUCGAGGAGCUGUCCUCUCUCUACUCUAGCGUGUACAGUGGUGACCGCCUCAAGAACUGGCCCACCAUCUUCAUGCUGGCUUCGAUCCUGUUGGCCGUGUGGGAAGAGAUGCAGUUCGACUGCCACUACAGAGUUCCCGACCCCGCUGCGGUCGAGAAGUUCUGCAGUGACAUGGAGACCACCCCCGUCGGCGUCAUUACUGGCCUCUUCCACGCCAUCUCGCAGAAGCUCCCGGCUCUGUCUGACUGGGACAGCCAGCGCCACGGUCAGCUCCUCAACAACAACGUUGCGGUGUGUGAAGCUAUGACUGAAGUGCGGCAGCAUGUUCUCAAGCACGAAUCGUACCUUCGGGCGCGAAACACUGCCAAAUUCGACAGAUACGACUUCGAUUCCUUAUCGAACAAGUUCUUGUCCAAGCUGGUCAUCAAGGCCAACUAG
Messenger RNA from Pseudomassariella vexata, 2454 nucleotides. RefSeq lists its product as uncharacterized. The coding region runs from base 1 to 2454 and encodes 817 amino acids. The record is from RefSeq and is a predicted model, not a curated record. Lineage: Eukaryota; Fungi; Ascomycota; Sordariomycetes; Amphisphaeriales; Pseudomassariaceae. Gene Ontology annotation, biological process: regulation of DNA-templated transcription. The transcript has 2 exons. Gene Ontology annotation, molecular function: zinc ion binding; DNA-binding transcription factor activity, RNA polymerase II-specific.